Molecule: messenger RNA, 2665 nt
Organism: Misgurnus anguillicaudatus (oriental weatherfish)
Lineage: Eukaryota; Metazoa; Chordata; Actinopteri; Cypriniformes; Cobitidae
Gene: htr5ab
Product: 5-hydroxytryptamine (serotonin) receptor 5A, genome duplicate b
Biological process (GO): positive regulation of MAPK cascade; adenylate cyclase-activating adrenergic receptor signaling pathway
Cellular component (GO): plasma membrane
Molecular function (GO): G protein-coupled serotonin receptor activity
Source: RefSeq, a predicted model, not a curated record
UCAAACCUUUUUACUGAUGUGUACUACGAUAAGCCUAAACAGGUGAAAAGUUUUGCGCUUGGUUAUCACGCUCUUGGUCUGACAGCAUACUUGAGACACUUAACUCAUGAACAACUAGGCACUAUUUCCCACAUCUUCUUAAAUAUCGUAUUGACAGCAGCUUCAACGGUACUUAAUAUGAGAUUUCUUUUAUCGCAAGGAUCUCUCAAUCACAUAGCACCCCUAUGGCACGCAUUGGUUCAAUCCACAUGCGGUGUUGAAGCGUCGACACUAGUAUAGUGUGUGUUUAGAUGAAGAUGCUUUCAGGUGCGCAGAGCAAGCCAACAGCAGAGGACAACAAAAAGCAAUCUAUAUAGCAUAUUUGCGGCAUCCUCGUAUAGAUGUUAUAACCAAUGGUUGGAAGAUGGCCUCUCACACCUUCAGAUGUGUGUCCUCAGAUGAAUUUCUAAAUAGCUGAAGAAUGUUAACUCAAUUAUCAGUAUGGCCAGAAAUAAUUUAACUUAUAAACGGCAAGGCAAUACUUAGAAAAGCCUAUCGGUAAACUGCGAUAUCACAGAAAACAUAAAUCCUACUCAAUAAAUGCUCAUAAAUCAUCAAUUAAUUCACGUCUGACCAAAAACUUCAUUCUGACCGUGAUUUAUUUUGACCUUGUCCUCUAAUGAGAGCCAUAUUUGCAUACCGUUACACGCCACCAUGAGUCAACCCAAUGUUACAGUUUUCUCAGCAAAUUUCUCUGGUGGCUCAGAAUCGGGAAAUUUAUAUCGACCAUUUUCUGUGUUCAGCGUUCUCACUCUUACUUUGCUGGCCAUGCUAGUAGUAGCCACCUUUGUCUGGAACCUUCUGGUACUGGUGACCAUACUGAGGGUGCGCACGUUCCAUCGCGUUCCCCACAAUCUGGUUGCUUCCAUGGCCAUCUCGGACGUGAUGGUCGCAGGACUGGUUAUGCCCCUCAGUCUGGUUAGGGAGCUCUACGGUCGGCGCUGGAUUCUGGGACGGGCCCUGUGUCAGGUCUGGAUCUCCUGCGAUGUGCUCUGUUGCACGGCCAGCAUCUGGAACGUGACAGCCAUCGCUCUAGAUCGCUACUGGUCCAUCACACGUCACCUGGAAUACACGCUCAAGACGCGCAAAAGAAUCUCCAAUGUGAUGAUCGGCCUCACGUGGCUACUGUCCUCUGUCAUCUCGCUUUCUCCGCUGUUCGGUUGGGGUGAGACUUACUCAGAGGAGAGCCUGGCUUGUCAAGUAAGCCAGGAGCCCUCCUACACAGUCUUCUCUACAUUUGGCUUUUACCUUCCCCUUUGUGUGGUUCUUUUUGUUUAUUGGAAGAUCUACAAGGCUGCCAAAUUCCGCAUUGGUUCCCGCAAGACCAACACCAUCACACCCAUGGCUGAGGUUAUAGAGGUAAAGGAGGCCGAACGGCAGCCGCAGAUGGCCUUCACCGUUCGCCAUGCCACAGUGUCAUUCCAAACAGACGGUGAAACGUGGCGAGAACAGAAAGAAAAGAGAGCGGCUCUGAUGGUGGGCAUUCUGAUUGGUGUAUUCGUUCUCUGCUGGAUUCCCUUUUUCCUGGCAGAGCUCAUCAUUCCAUUGUGUUCUUGCGACAUCCCUCCCGUAUGGAAAAGUGUCUUCCUUUGGCUGGGCUACUCAAACUCCUUCUUCAACCCUCUCAUAUACACUGCCUUCAAUAAGAACUACAACAAUGCUUUUAGAAACCUUUUCACAAGACAACGAUGAGAAAUGAAAAGAAGAAAGAUUGACUGAAAAACUAGAGCUCAAGAAUGUCAAAAGACAUCUCGGUUCAGAGAACAUCCCGGUUUGUGAAUGUACAAAAGCAAGUGCAUGAAUGAGUUGGUUUUAACUCUGGUUCGGAGAGGAAGGGGGCAAAUGAAGUAGAGAAACUGACUUCUCCAAUUAUCACAUCCUCUUUUGCUGAUAAUAGUGAGUAAAAAAAUCUAUUAAUGGCUGCUUAUGAUGUCAUCAUGAAAAGGUGGCGCCAUCUGCUAAAGCAGAAGACUUAAAAGGUCUGCUGAAAGUUUGUUCUUUGUCUUGAGCUAAAACGACUCUACAGUACUUCAGCUGCCCAUAUACUCCUCAACACUUAUGGACUCUUGAGAUAAGACUAUAGCUGUUUUCUACUGUUCUAAAUGGGUGAAAGAUUUCGGAGAAUACCAAUUGAUAUAAAUGUUUAAAGUCUGAGUCAUGCCGUAAUUUACAUCCGUCCAUCUUUACUAUUGGCUAACAAGAAAUUUUACAUAGGCACUUACAGACUCCACUGCAUUUUCUUGAAUUGAAUUAAUUAUUUUUUUCUUAUGAAGAAAUGCACGGUGUAAUUAGAUGAACAAGGAAAUGGCAAAAUGAAUGGAAAUGGAACAGACAUCCUGUGAAUCAGAAAUACAAAAAGGAACGACCACAUGAAUCACAUGAGAAUGUUGUUGCAGUAUCUUCUUUCAUAAAUGCUUUUGUUUCAUAAAUGCCAGGCAGAACAUCUUAGCAUUUAUGUACAGUCUCUAUUAUAAAUGGAUAUUAAAGACAAUAAAAUUGAACCAUGCAUAUCAAGGUUAUUAAAUAUUAAAAAAUUGCUGCUCUGUAGCCUUUAAUAUUCACUGUUUUGUAUACCAUAUUGGUAGCAGAUUAUUUUACAGUACGUAUACUUACCUGUUGUAAAUAU